Messenger RNA from Musca domestica (house fly), 1800 nucleotides. RefSeq lists its product as uncharacterized. The record is from RefSeq and is a predicted model, not a curated record. Gene Ontology annotation, biological process: glycolytic process. The transcript has a single exon. Gene Ontology annotation, cellular component: cytoplasm. Lineage: Eukaryota; Metazoa; Arthropoda; Insecta; Diptera; Muscidae. Gene Ontology annotation, molecular function: pyruvate kinase activity; potassium ion binding; magnesium ion binding. The coding region runs from base 49 to 1680 and encodes 543 amino acids.
UACGAGAAAUAAAAAUUUAUUCAAAAUCACUAUUAAAAAAAACGCAAUAUGGAAUCUGUUGCCGAUGAACAUAGCAAAUUUACGGUUCUAUUAAAUGGACAACGAGAUUUGGAUGAACAAUGGAAUGACUUCAUGCAACAGUGCAAUGCACAUGACAAGCACGCUCGCAAACGCUGUAAACGUCGUUAUUAUAAUUUGGCUUUAAUGGCAAAGCUGGCAUGCAAUACCACAGCCGAUGAAAUAAAAAAUCUAAUAAAAAAUGGUACAAGAACUUUUUUACUCGAUGCCGUGAGAAAUCGGGCAGAGGAACUUGAAAAGAUGGCAAAUUUGUUGAGAGCAACAGUGGAAGAAGUUCAAACUCAGGAUCCCAACGCCAUUUUGGCAGUGGGUUUAGCCAUUGAAAUAAAUGGUGAUUGUUGUCGCAUUGGUCGUUUGCGAAAUAAUUGCUCAAUAUUUGUAGAAAUUGCCAGCAAUAUAACAUUGACAAGUGACAGAUCCUACAAAUAUUCCGGGUUCAAGGAAAUUUGCCAUGUCAUUAAUCUGCAACACUAUUUGCCAAGUUUAAAAUUGAACGAUGAAAUCAAAAUUGGCAGCGAGGUUAGGGGACGUAUUACGAAAAUAUUGAAAAACUCCAUAUCCUUAAUGAUAGAUGAACCUGGCAUAAUCAAUUCCUAUGAUUACCUAGAACUUCCGCAACAAUGCAAGUUAUUAAAUUUACAAAAGGCAACAAAUGUGUUCUCACAAGAUCUUGAUUUGGCCGCAACAUUAAAUGCCGACUUUUUGGUAAUACCACAAAUACGUUGCAAAAGUGUAUUGAAAAUGUUACGCUAUCACAUAAAAGAACAUUUUAGAUUCCAAAUAAUUGGUAUAAUCGAUUUGGAAUAUGUGAAUCGCAAAAUGUUGGAUAUUUUAGCUCUAAUAAAGCUGCUUGACUUUCUUUGGCUCAGUAAUUUAUUUGAUUUAACACCGGAGAUCUACAACUAUAUUUGCCAGGAUGUAAUACCCGCUGCCAAAUGUUGGAAAAAGCCUUUGAUUGGAACAGUGCCCCUGAAAAGAUGCAGUGAUUUUCGUAUUUUCGAAAAUCAUGAUUUUCUAACAAAAAUCGAUUGUAUUUUCAUCGAGAAAAGUGAAUGGUGUAACAAAUACCCAUUGAUUGUAAAAAAGUUAUUGCCAAUUAAAGAUUAUCGACGAGGAGUUGCUCCAGCAUCAGCUGCAUUACGUGAACCCCUUUCUUCAUAUCAAUCGGCAGUCAAUUUUAUCAUACGAACAAUCAGCACAAUAGAAUGUCAAGCCAUAUUUCUUCGUACAAAAUGUGAAAAAGCUGCUGCAGCAUUGGGUUGCCUGGAAAUCUAUUGCCCUGUCUUUGUAAUCAUAGCCACACAAGAUAACGUUCUGAACAAUGAUGAAGAAAAAAUUGCCAAGAUUUUGAAUUUCAAGCGAAACUUGCGCCUGAUAAUUUACAAUAAGGCAAUGAAUUUUUGUGACUACACGCCCCUCGAUUAUGGCAUUGAAUACGCCCGUGGCUGUGGUGCCAUUGAAGUGGGUGAUUUCAUAAUUACAAUCGACAUGGAUACAUAUGGUGGCGAAGAUUCUGUUCAAUUGGGUGUUGAUGAGGAUGUUGUAAUCAUGCGUGCCUUUUAUGUACCUCCAAAGAGUGUGGGUGAAAAAUUAAUUUGUUAAUAAAAGAAAAAAAAACUUGAAAAUCUGUAAUACAAAUGUGCUGUUAAAAUGAUAAUAUAAACUGCGUUUUAGUUACUUAGAAAUCGAAAUGUCCAGCUUCAUUCAUCCGCAGGUUUGUUA